GGCUGUGCCAGGUGAAUGCUCAGGUAUGCGGAGGCGGAGGUAGGACGGCCCUGGGAGGGAGCAGGAGGAGGGGCCGGCAGCCUGGAAGGGAAAGGACAGCGGAGAGCAGGGCAGAGCCUGAGCAGGCAGGGCACCUCCAGGUGGGCAGGAGCUACCACUCAGCACCAUGAGCACCACCACAGGAAGCUGCCCCGAAGCCAAGCGCCAAGUCUAUCUAUGCACCUGGUGACGUUCUGCCUGGGUGAGGACGAUGGCGUGCAUACUGUGGAGGAUGCCUCCAGGAAGCUGGCCGUCAUGGAUAGCCAGGGCCGAGUCUGGGCACAGGAGAUGCUGCUGCGAGUGUCUCCCGACCAUGUCACGCUGCUCGACCCGGCCUCCAAGGAGGAGCUGGAGUCGUACCCACUGGGCGCCAUCGUGCGCUGUGACGCGGUGAUGCCACCCGGCAGGAGCCGCUCGUUGCUGCUGCUCGUGUGCCAGGAACCUGAGCGCGCGCAGCCCGACGUGCACUUCUUCCAGGGCCUGCGCCUCGGGGCGGAGCUGAUCCGAGAGGACAUCCAGGGGGCUCUGCACAAUUACCGCUCGGGCCGCGGGGAGCGCAGGGCGGCGGCGCUCAGGGCAACGCAGGAGGAGUUGCAGCGCGACCGCUCACCCGCCGCUGAGACCCCGCCCCUGCAGCGCCGCCCAUCAGUCCGCGCAGUGAUCAGCACCGUAGAGCGGGGCGCGGGCCGCGGACGACCCCAGGCGAAGCCCAUUCCCGAGGCAGAAGAGGCGCAGAGGCCUGAGCCGGUGAGGACCUCGAGCAACGCUGACUCGGCCUCCCCGGACCUGGGUCCCCGGGGUCCUGACCUGGCGGUUCUGCAGGCGGAGCGGGAAGUGGACAUCCUGAACCACGUGUUCGACGACGUAGAGAGCUUUGUAUCGAGGCUGCAGAAGUCGGCGGAGGCGGCCAGGGUGCUGGAGCACCGGGAACGCGGCCGCAGGACCCGGCGCCGGGCGGCUGGGGAGGGCCUGCUGACGCUGCGGGCCAAGCCGCCCUCGGAGGCCGAGUACACCGACGUGCUGCAGAAGAUCAAGUACGCCUUCAGCCUGCUGGCCCGGCUGCGCGGCAACAUCGCCGACCCCUCCUCUCCGGAGCUGUUGCACUUCCUUUUCGGGCCUCUGCAGAUGAUUGUGAACACGUCGGGGGGGCCGGAGUUCGCGAGCAGUGUGCGGCGGCCGCACCUGACAUCGGAUGCCGUGGCGCUGCUGUGGGACAACGUCACUCCACGUGAAAACGAGCUCUGGACCUCGCUGGGGGACUCGUGGACCCGCCCCGGGCUGGAGCUGCCCCCGGAAGAGGGACCCCCAUACAGACCCGAGUUCUUCAGCGGCUGGGAGCCGCCGGUCACUGACCCGCAGAGCCGCGCCUGGGAGGACCCAGUUGAGAAACAGCUACAGCACGAGCGGAGGCGCCGGCAGGUGACCCAAGCGACACAGCAGGGCCGAGGCUGGGAAGUCCGGGGGCGCGGCCGGUCCGCCUGGCCCCGCCUGACCCGACUCUCUUACUUCCUACAGCAAAGCGCCCCCCAGGUCGCUGUCAAUGGUCACCAAGACUUGGAGCCAGAAUCUGAGCCUCAGCUGGAGUCAGAGACAGCAGGAAAAUGGGUCCUGUGUAAUUAUGACUUCCAGGCCCGCAACAGCAGUGAGCUGUCGGUCAAGCAGCGGGACGUACUGGAGGUCCUGGAUGACAGUCGUAAGUGGUGGAAGGUUCGGGACCCAGCGGGGCAGGAGGGAUAUGUGCCCUACAACAUCCUGACACCCCACCCCGGACCCCGGCUGCACCACAGCCAAAGCCCUGCCCGCAGCCUGAACAGCACUCCUCCUCCACCACCAGCCCCAGCCCCGGCCCCACCUCCAGCUCUGGCUCGGCCCCGCUGGGACAGGCCCCGCUGGGACAGCUGCGAUAGCCUCAACGGCUUGGACCCCAGCGAGAAGGAGAAAUUCUCCCAGAUGCUCAUCGUCAACGAGGAACUGCAGGCGCGCCUGGCCCAGGGCCGCUCGGGCCCGAGCCGCGCAGUCCCAGGGCCCCGCGCCCCAGAACCGCACCUCAGCCCCGGCUCGGACGCCUCCGAGGUCCGCGCCUGGCUGCAGGCCAAGGGCUUUAGCUCCGGGACCGUGGACGCGCUGGGUGUGCUGACCGGGGCGCAGCUUUUCUCGCUGCAGAAGGAGGAGCUGCGGGCGGUGAGCCCCGAGGAGGGGGCACGUGUGUACAGCCAGGUCACCGUGCAGCGCGCGCUGCUGGAGGACAAAGAGAAAGUGUCAGAGCUGGAGGCAGUGAUGGAGAAGCAAAAGAAGAAGGUGGAAGGCGAGGUGGAAAUGGAGGUCAUUUGACCUGCCAGGCGCCCUUCGCAAAGAGUGACGAGGCCCCGUGGGAGAAUGGACUCUUCAGACUCUCCCCAAUAGCGGAAGUCGAUCUUCUGAAGGAUGGCCAAUCUGCUCCGGCCCUGGUCUUCCCCCCUCCCGGUGGACAGACUUAACGAUCCUUGCUGCAGUCCCUCCG
Messenger RNA from Gorilla gorilla gorilla (western lowland gorilla), 2539 nucleotides. It is a transcript of the gene EPS8L1, whose product is annotated as EPS8 signaling adaptor L1. The transcript is spliced from 18 exons. Gene Ontology annotation, cellular component: ruffle membrane; plasma membrane; vesicle. Gene Ontology annotation, biological process: positive regulation of ruffle assembly; regulation of Rho protein signal transduction; Rho protein signal transduction. Bases 16 to 2370 code for a protein of 784 amino acids. Lineage: Eukaryota; Metazoa; Chordata; Mammalia; Primates; Hominidae. The record is from RefSeq and is a predicted model, not a curated record. Gene Ontology annotation, molecular function: actin binding.